This is a messenger RNA of Tachyglossus aculeatus (Australian echidna), 1412 nucleotides long. RefSeq names its product transmembrane protein 202 (gene TMEM202). The record is from RefSeq and is a predicted model, not a curated record. NCBI's taxonomy places the organism in Eukaryota, Metazoa, Chordata, Mammalia, Monotremata, Tachyglossidae. The transcript is spliced from 7 exons. The coding region runs from base 9 to 830 and encodes 273 amino acids. Gene Ontology annotation, cellular component: plasma membrane.
GUCUGGUCAUGAAGCUUCAUAGCUCCUCUAUAGCCUCCUCCUCAAAAGACAAACACUUCAACCACCCUAGCUCCAGGCCUCAGCGCCUCGAAGGGCGGGGCGAGUUCCCGGGCUGCAGGUGGCUGGAGCUGCCGGGCCGGCGCCUGUCCACGCUGCCCCUCAGCCGGCGGCUGCUGCACCGGGCCCGGCCCGUCAGCCGGGGCCUGGCCGCCGCCUGCAGCCUGGCCGCCACGGCGCUGCUCACCCUGGGGGCCCUGCACGGGCCCUGGCUCCGCUUCCUGCUCACCGUGGACCGCGACUGCCCGGACCCCGGGCCGGGACCCGGGCCGGACCCCGGACCGACCCCCGGACCGACCCCCGGACCCCCGAACCGCUCCGCCUGCGGGACCCCGGCCCGCCCCGUCACCUUCCACGUCUACACCAAGCUCUGGACCAAGUGCAGGGACAGCAGCUGCCUCCGGGAAACCUACGAGGGACCCUACUACCUAGAGGCCUCCGAGAUCUUCAUGCUGAUCGCCAUCAGCACUAGCUUGCUGCUCUCCGCCUCGCUGCUCUUCACCACCUUCAUCUUGGUGCCGUCCAACCCGGCCUUUGACCUCUUCACCUCGGCCAUCAGCUUCUUCUCGGGCCUAUGUGUGCUCUUCUCGCUGCUCCUGUACCUGCUCCAGGCCAGCUCCUUCCUGCAGCCCGGGAUGCGCUACUCCCUGGAAAAUAACUUCCUCCUGGCCUGGGCCGGCAUCCUGCUCUUCCUGCUGACCGGCUUCCUCUCCUGCCUCAACUACCUGAAUUUCUGGACGGUGAUCCCGCAGCGGGGGCCGCCCCAGGCCUAGCGGACCCCGGCCCGGGUCCCCACCGAGGGCAGAGGCAGGUGGUGUGGCUGCCCGCCCCGAGGGGAUCCUCGCCCCCUCACCCGCCGAACGGGACGGGCCCGAAUUCCCCGGGGUGGGCGCUGGAUUCGCACCUGAGACCGCCCCGACAGGGGGGGCGGGAAAGCGGGGCGAGGACGGCCGACCUGAGGUGACCGACCCCAAACUCUGGACGUGGACUCAAGGGCAACAACACUGGGCCCCACCCCGGCGGGCUCUUUUGACCUCCCACCCCCCAUGGGAAGGGGGGGUAAACCUGUCUCCAUAGUGACGUUUCUGGUCUCCAUGGCAACCUGCCCCCACCCCCCCCCCACCAAGGGCAGCCUCUUCCCCAGACGGAGCCCCCCAACCCCAGGGAGCAGAGGAGCGGAGGAGUCGCUGCCAAGAUGAAGAACUGGCAAGAGAGUGUCUGCAUGGCCAUGGCUGCCCUCACCGUUGUGGCCUCCAUCUACUUCUUUCAUCUGGCUCAGAAUUGAGCAGGCCCUGGGCCUCUAGGAGCCCUCCCUCCAGCUCUGCCCCCCUCCCCAAUAAAGAUGACCACUUGAC